Messenger RNA from Entrophospora candida, 275 nucleotides. NCBI's taxonomy places the organism in Eukaryota, Fungi, Glomeromycota, Glomeromycetes, Entrophosporales, Entrophosporaceae. The record is from the annotation of a GenBank genome assembly.
UGACUCUGGUACUUUCUUUGGAAAGUGAAGAUACACAUCCAAAUCAUAUAAGAAUUACAAUGGAAGAAACCAUAAUAUUAGGACAAACAAUUGAUCCUCUGGAACUUGUUAAAUUUCUAAAAAAUAUUGAUAUUUCAACAAUAGACAAACCUAUAAACCUAUUUAACCUUUCAUUACUAAUCCAACAAAUGUAUAAAGAAGCAUCAUCAACAGUUAGCACGAUUCAAGAAUCAUCAGAAACAUUGUUGUCAUCAUCAAAUCAUCAUUGUGUUUAG